AUGAUGGCGCGAGCAUACACGUCCCAAGUCAGCCGCAAGGUUACGCCACUCACUAGGAGGUCGCGUCGUACGCAGCCUAUGUCCCCCGCGCAGAUAAGCAUGUACUCCAGACGCCACCUGCCGGAUUAUACCAAUGAUAGAUGCGAUGCUUGCGGGGAGCUUGCGACGUUGACGAUCGACAAGAUGAACCAUUGGAAGCAGCACCUACCCGCAGGUUCUCCCGGGUGGAAGAUGUUCAGAUGGGGUUACGAAUGUUUCCUUUGCCCAGAGACGCAUCGAACGAAGGACGGGCUGAUCUCCCACUUGGCAUGUCACCAGUACGUCCCGUUUACGCUCUUCCGUUCCCUUUCCACCGCAUCUGCCUUACACAUCGCUGCCUCUCCGUACCACCUGCAACUUUUCCUCGCCUUUCAGUUCAAGGCCUUCCCAGAAACGACUGACUCAACCAACAGUUUCCCUUCCUUGAGAUACCCGUGCCCGGAAUGCCCGAAGACGUUCAGCAACAGGGGCAAUCUCUCAGUGCACCGUACCAAGAAGCACGGCUACGUUUCAAACGCGCACAAGGAAGCCCAGGCCGUCGAUUCAGACGUGUUCCAGCAGUGCGAAGCGGACGAGCGAUCGAGGCAAGAGGGCGCUGUCCCAACGUCGGCGGCCUCAGUGUUUGGCGACAUGGCCGGCCUCUCACGGGUGCCAGUCGCUCCUCGUGUUGACGCCCUCCCCCCUACGCAUUGUCUUUCCGCCACCGACCGGCAUUCUCUCGAGGGAGCGCAAUACGCGACGAACGAAGCUUUCCUUCCGGGUCCUGUCGACGAAACAACGCCAGGCCUCGAACACGAUCUCGGACACGCGUCCAGCUCGACGACUCCGCUUAUGACGCCUCCUCCGCCGUAUCAUGUCGAAUCAUUCGAUGCCACUUGCGAUGCUCGCUUUGGUGAAUUCUCUAUCCACGGCUUCGGACUGCCGGUGCUGGGCGGCUUCAACCAGAGCUACAACCCGUUCAUUGCUGGCGUCAACGUCGGCAACUUCUCACACGACGGCUCGAUGAACUUCACCGCGUCUGCUCAUUUCGCUCAGCCUUCGAACGGGAUGUCGCCUGCUUUCCCUCACGCUACGGUCUCGUCACCUCCCCCGAUGCCUCCUCAGGGAGUCUAUACAUCCCAUCUUCAACCGCCACGAGCAAGGAGUACGACGCGAUCUCGCACUUCGCAAUCUCGUCGCUCGCGUCAAGAUGGAUCGGUCGAGUUCGCUGACUUCGGCCUUUCGAACUCGAACAUACUGACGGCGAGUUGUGCCUUUGCAAGCCCUAUGGACUCCUCCGCGCUUUAUGCCCCUCCAGCCCCGUCGACAAGUCUUGCAAAUGCCCCGCGCUCGAUGGUAUACCCGCCGGUCCCGCCGCCACAUCUUUAUGCGAAGUCGACAAUGCACCCUGAGGUCUUACCGGCAGCGAGCGCUUCCCAAAAUGAGGACUUCCAGCAACAGCAAUGGGCGUCGAGAACGACCGAGCGACCAGAGUUCUCGCAGCAGCAGAGCUUCGCGCCACAGUGGACUGACUCGACCUUCGUGCAACAGCAGGAGCAGGCUUACGUCGCUCCCCACGCACUGGACUUUACGGCCGCCGACGCGAUGGAUGUGGCCGCCUCCUACGCGAUGGACUUCAGCGACGUCUACAGCUCGUGGCCAGACUUUGGCGACGCGAUCAUGCCUUGA
Messenger RNA from Schizophyllum commune H4-8, 1707 nucleotides. RefSeq lists its product as uncharacterized. The transcript has 3 exons. Lineage: Eukaryota; Fungi; Basidiomycota; Agaricomycetes; Agaricales; Schizophyllaceae. The record is from RefSeq and is a predicted model, not a curated record. The coding region runs from base 1 to 1707 and encodes 568 amino acids.